CAACUACUCGGGCACUCGGGUCGGCUGGCAACUAAAAAACGCUCUCAGCCAGUCCUGGAGCCUCGAUGUCAGGUCUGGGCGCAAACCAAGCAGCAUGUUGAGACAGGCGUUCAAGAUACCGAGAUGUACAUGCAGGCAUACAUACCGGUCGCGCCCAAGGCAGCCUCGCCUCCACUCGUCUUGGCUGCGUCAGUAGCAGUGCACUGUGGCCAGUUCUUCUCCUCUGUCCACCAUUUAGCGUCUGCCUUGGAGCCUGUCUCCAAGUGCCUUUGUGUGCAUAUUCUGCAGUUUCUGGGCCUCACCACUGCUUCUGGACUCGUCUGCCUCUCAAAUUGGCCUGGGCUCGGAGCAGUGGAGCAAAGACAGGCCAACUCGUGGUCGCGUGCCUCUACCUUCCGUGCGUCACUCUGUCAUUUUAGCCUAGUUGGACUGCGUCUGAUGCUGGCCGGGUUGGGGGAGUCAGUCGGCGGGUGCAGAAGCUAG
Messenger RNA from Protopolystoma xenopodis, 483 nucleotides. Lineage: Eukaryota; Metazoa; Platyhelminthes; Monogenea; Polystomatidea; Polystomatidae. The record is from the annotation of a GenBank genome assembly.